AUGUCUCGGAGCUGCGUCUUAGUUCUCGCACUCAUCGUUUUGGCGGCAGUGUGCACGCUGCCAGUGUCCAACGCCCAGGCUUUGUCGCAGUAUGACGGUAACACGGUGGCCGAGAGCCAGGGCUGGGACGCUCUGGGCGGCCUCUACGCGCUACUGGCCCAGCACGACGCGCUGGACGGUCACGCGCUCGCCCGGAAGUCGGUGCGCUCGCCUUCCCGCCGCCUGCGCUUCGGCCGCCGCUCGGACCCCGACAUGCCCGCCCAGGCUCCGCUCGACGAGAUGGAGGAGAUGGUUAUGCGCGAGGUGCGCAGCCCCGUCCGCCUACGCUUCGGCCGCCGCUCCGACGAGCGCGCCGUGCCCCACAUCUUCCCCCAGGAGGAACAAGACCGUGCCGUGCGUGCUCCUUCUAUGCGCCUUCGUUUCGGCCGUCGCUCUGACAACAACAUGUUCUUGCUGCCUCUAGAGUCUACCUUGCCCAAGGAGGUGAAAUCCACCGGCUCCGUGGAAGACGACAGACAACAGAAC
Molecule: messenger RNA, 525 nt
Organism: Iphiclides podalirius (scarce swallowtail)
Lineage: Eukaryota; Metazoa; Arthropoda; Insecta; Lepidoptera; Papilionidae
Source: the annotation of a GenBank genome assembly